This is a messenger RNA of Helobdella robusta, 1089 nucleotides long. RefSeq lists its product as hypothetical. Gene Ontology annotation, molecular function: chloride channel activity. The record is from RefSeq and is a predicted model, not a curated record. The transcript is spliced from 9 exons. Lineage: Eukaryota; Metazoa; Annelida; Clitellata; Rhynchobdellida; Glossiphoniidae. The coding region runs from base 1 to 1089 and encodes 362 amino acids.
AUGACGGUCAAAUAUACGCAUAAAAUUGCUGAAGCUACUUUACUCGGAUUUAUAAAGCUUUUAUUUAGAUGGAAAGGCAGUAUGUGGAAAUUGAUAUGGAAGGAUGUGUUGAUAUUUGGUACCAUCUAUGUUUCAAUUUCUCUCAGCUACUAUCUGGCAUUUAAUGACGAGCAGAAAACGCGAUUUCAGCAGAUAGCCUUAUACUGCAACUUAAACAGUUACAAAAUUCCACUAGCCUUUGUGCUGGGGUUCUAUGUGUCUCAGGUUGUCAGCCGGUUCUGGCUAUAUUUCAAUUCCAUACCCUGGCCAUCAACGCUCGCAUAUUAUGUUAACAUAUUUAUAACUGGUGAAGACGAGAAUACAAGAAAGUAUAGGCGGACAGUAAUGAGGUACGUAUGUUGUACGUUUACAAUGGUUAUGAGGUCAAUCUGCCAGCCUGUGAAGAAGAGAUUUCCAACGCUUAAUCAUCUUGUUGAAGCUGGCCUCCUAACAGAGGAAGAAGAAACAGAGGUUAAGAAUUUCGAGGUCAAAUGUAACCACUACUUCAUUCCAAUAGUCUGGGGUACAUCUCUGAUCAGCACUGCUCGUAAACAGGGAAUGAUUAAGAAAGAUAUUGAUCAAGAGAGGCUGAUUAUGGAAUUAAAUGCAUUUAGAAGCGGUUGUAGCAAGUUGAUCAGGUUUGAUUGGGUCACUCUACCACUAGUCUACACACAGGUCGUUUCAGUAGCAGUGUAUUUAUUUUCAUUCACCUGUUUGCUGGGCCGCUACCCCUUUAUAAAGGAGGGCAACCAGGAGUCAUACUUCCCAUUCUUUACCCUCCUGCAAUUUGUCUUCUAUAUCGCUUGGUUGAAAGUGGGGGAAGCAGUUGCGAAUCCGUUUGGCGAAGACGAUGAUGACUUCGACGUCAAUAUUCUUAUCGACUGCUUUGUUCAAGAAUCGUUUAUAGUUGUGGACCAAUUGAAAACGAGCAUCCCCAAAUUAGUGAAAGACCAACAUUGGAAUAGGCAGGAUUUUAGUAUGCCCCAACUUAACGAGGUGGCUCUUGUCGAGUUUCUCGGAUCGGCUGGGGGCAUCAAGUUAGUGAAUUAG